Molecule: messenger RNA, 3314 nt
Organism: Seminavis robusta
Lineage: Eukaryota; Bacillariophyta; Bacillariophyceae; Naviculales; Naviculaceae
Source: the annotation of a GenBank genome assembly
UUAAGUACCGGUACUAUGAUAAAAUAUUAUUAUGAAUUAAGGAGUUGGCGUCACUCUCGGCGUCAACCAUGCCAUGAGCCCAUACAAAAAAAACGAACAAAAGUUGCAAAAGUGGUGCCUGUACGGUACCGAAGCAGUAUCGGACCGUAAGAGCAAUAUCAUUGAGGGAUGCACCAUGUCGACACACCCCGUCAACGCAAGUGGUCCAGAAAGGAAAGAUCCUAAAGACAUUGAUUGACUCGACCUUAUUCUAGCUAGCUAGCAGCGACGACAGAUUUCGUCUUGGUUUUGGGAAAUUUUGAGUUCAUCAAAUUUUGCACCAAAAAUGGUGUCCAAGGGCCGAUUUUUGCGGCUUGGUGCCUGCCGACCGUAACUCAUUGGUCUCCACCGCAACAAUAGGAUCAGAUUCUUUCAAUUGUUGUUGUCUCGCAUUUUUAUCAUCGGUGGCGACAAUAGGAAUCAGAUUCGAUUCUUUUUAAAAAUUGCUGUCUCGAUCCUCAGGAGUGUCGUUGUUGACGAUGGUGGUAUUUCGUGUGAUUGGAUUCUUCUUCUUUCUGUUCCUGCGAGUUCCGCUGGUAUACUGCCAAAUCAAAAGGCACUUUCCAAAGCUGUUUCGAGGGAGUCGCUCGGCAGAAGAUGAGGUCAGAAAUAAUCCCAAGCUGGUAUCCAUCCAUGCCAUGGAUUCUAACAGGACCCUCCACCAACCGCGCAAUAUGUUUCAAGAAGGCAUCAUCCACCUCUCCAACGAUGUCUGGACGCAGGAUGAAAUCGAGGUACAACUGUUUCCGUCUGGUGGACAACAAUCCGCUACCUAUCACUUUCGUCAAAAACCGUCUGAUCAGCCAAAACCAAACUUGUUCCAUGGCUACAAUGACAACGACAACGACAACGACGAUGAUACCGGCAUGGCAGAUUCCAUAUCCUUGGUUCAAACGACCGUGACAGCGUCGCAGAUUCCAGUGAUUACCGGUAGUAUCCACGUGCAAGGGGCUUUGUAUCAAAUUCGACAAUUACCGGGAGGGGACCUGGUUGUGGACCAGCGGGGGAGGGAUGAGGACUUUGAUGACGAGAUUGAAAUUGAGGAUGAAGAGGCGGAAGAAUGGGUAGCUCCAGACCUGCCUGGAAAUAAUGAUCUUGCGCUGGAAGUGGACUUUGCAAUGGAUCCACACAGGGUCCUCCUUGCAGAAGAAGGAUCGGACAGUUUCUCGGCUCUGCAGUACGGCGCUGCAUCGGAUGACUCCCAUUUGCACCACCGAAGGAACUUGAUCAACAAUAACGAUGAUGGCAGUCGUAUUGAUAUAAUGAUUGUAUAUUCACGAAACGCAAUGUGCGCGGCUGCGAAGCAAAACGACAAUACAUGCCAGCCGUCGUCGCAGAAUAAGGCUACCAUCGAGGGAAUCAUUGAGUUGGCAGUCAAAGAGAGCAACGAAGCCUUCGAAGCAAGCAAUAUUCCCACCAAGCUUCGCUUGGUGAAAGUCCAUUUCGACGACCAGUAUGAUGAUACUCAAGAAGAGUGGCCAACCGUGUUUUCUCAUUUCACAGGAACAAAAGAUGGGCAUAUGGACUAUGUACACGCUAUGAGAGAUCAAUAUGGCGCUGACUUUGUGUCCUUCAUUGUCAACACUCGUGGUUAUUGCGGCUCUGCCCACCGUCCCAAGACACCAAAUCCAGAACGAGCAUUCAGCAUGGUGAGGUGGGACUGCGCAACAGGUCACUACACAUUCACGCAUGAGCUUGCUCACACUUUGGGAUGCCGGCAUGAUUUAAAGAGCACCAAAUCGGAGGUUGAGCCUGGGGAUUUCAACUUCGGCUUUCAGUACUCUCCGCCGUCAGACAAAAAAAGAAGAUUCCGAACGCUCAUGGCAUACAACUGUCCUGAUGGAGGAUGUCAGCGCAUUCUCCGGUUUUCAAAUCCAAAGAGAACCAGGCAAGGGGUGCCCUUGGGAAAUGUGAAAUCAGACAACUCAAAGUGGAUUCGCUCCCAUUUGCGCCUUUACGCUUCCUUCCGCCCCUCCAUUGUGCUCACGAUACCGAAGAAGCCUCAACCGCAGCUGACUUCUGUGCCUCGCAUUCAGAAUAUCGCAGGUGUUUACCCAACAGAGACACGACAACUUGAUACAGUUCCAUAUCCCGGAUCGCUCAUUGGUGCUGCUGGCAAUAUGUUCGAAGUUGUCGCGAAAAAAGAUUUGAAGAUUACAGGGUUCUCUGUCAUGGCCUAUGCCGCAACUACCGCAGUUGUAGAGGUUUACAAGCUUAGUGAACUUGGUUCUUUUGUCGGCAACGAGCGCAAUCCGCAGGCUUGGCAAUUGAUUGGCGGUGCUACCCUCGACACCAAAGAAAACAAAGCAAGUGCUCUACCUUUUCAAACUAUUGAAGCUGUUGAAGUCAGCAAGGGCGAAACACAAUCGUUCUAUGUCACAUUUCAUGCCAAUACAAACUACAAUCGGUAUUCAAGAGCAUCACAGUUUGGGGACGUUUUUGCUCAGAACGAUGACAUCCAAUUCAAAGUGGGUUACACGGCCAACUAUCCAUUUACGUAUCAUCCAAGAGCCCCCCGAGUUUUCAAUGGUGAAAUUUUCUACGAAGUCGCGUUCCUGCCACAAACGCCCUCUUCUUCAUUGCCUGUUCCCUCUCGUGCUUUCCAAACAACAUUUUCCUCCAAUAAUGGAUAUGCUGGCAACCUCUUCACCAUUGAAGCAAAGACUGAUUUGAUCAUCGAGACGUUUGAUAUCAAUGCAGGUUCUAGAGAGGCAGGCUUGGAGCUGAAGAUCUAUACCAAGCAUGGUGAUUUUGAUAGGUUUGACUUCCAACCAAGCUUGACAUGGUUUGAGCUAUGCAGCACAACAGUGAAUGGCCAAGGCGAAUCCAACCCUACGCAUGUACCCGCAUCAGCUGUCAAAACUGUUGCUGUCAAGGCCAAUGAUCGCCAAAGCUUCUUCAUUACUUUCACUGGGCCCUACAUGAAGUAUACCAGUGCCCUGCUCGACCCAAACUACCUUACUAACGAUGACCUGUCGCUAGUGUCGAGUGCGGGGACACCGCAUCCCUUUACGCACUACUUUCCGAACCGUAUCUGGAAUGGAGUCAUAUAUUAUCAAGCAGGGAGCGCAUAUGAUGCUGAUUUGCAGGGAAUUGACACUGUGGUUACCAAUCCUAGACCUGCAGGCAGGCAUGAUAGAGAGCGGACGGGAAGUUACGGGGCUGUGGCGACCAGAAAUCCGCAGUAGGUCCGUUCCCCUCUAAGUACCAGGUACCAAGUAGCGAGAAAGGAAGUACAAUAAUACCAAGUAGUGAGAAAAACGUUGCUAGCUAUC